Messenger RNA from Paramuricea clavata, 10045 nucleotides. The record is from the annotation of a GenBank genome assembly. Lineage: Eukaryota; Metazoa; Cnidaria; Anthozoa; Malacalcyonacea; Plexauridae.
AUGGCUACCAACGAAGGACUGGCAAGAUUGCUUUCUUCGGCCAUUGAAAGAGCGGUAGGCGAUGUUCUGGAUUCACGAAGAGUAAGUGGCAUAAAAGAAAUAAUAUACAUACGUGUAGUGUUUAUGAUUUAUCAUGAAUUUCAAAUUUCACUUGCCUUAAAAGUUUUCGUAUUCUACAAUAUAUAGAAUGUGCAGACUACCAAUGAACCUAUUAAUAGUAAUAGUGAUUCAUCAUCACAGAGUACCUCGACGGUAAGCUUUCUCUUAUUUCUUGUAAACAUGUCAAAUGUAUCAAUAUAUAAUACACACAUACAUGUACACAUCAGUGGUACACAUACACACUUUAUAAACAAUAAUACUUUUGAGUAUUACGUACAGGUCACUUGGUUGUGUGUGUAUAGUCAAUUUAUUAAAAGUAAAAGCCUACCAGUACACACAAUUUCGUCAUCUUUCUAUUUAAUCAACAGAAUGUGCAGAAUAUAAACCAAACAUCAUUAGCUCGUAACAAUCCAAGGGUAAGUUAAACAUUUUUUGAAUGAGGAAUUUAAUAUAAUAAACUUAUUAGUUUACUAUGUGUUCUUUAUAUCCUACAACAAAAUUAUUAGUUCCGGUGGUGAAACUACAGUAGCCAUAGCAACUGGUUGUCCAUGACCAGUUGCUAUGCCAGCCAGUGGCAUAACAAAGGAAGAGGGGGCCCUUAGUAAUAUUUGGUGUGGGGGGGGGGGACUGUGGACUGUUGUCAUUGUUUGGCCGAGAUAUUAUAUUUAUAUUGAGUAUUUAUAGAAUGUCAGCUACCGUUGUUGAUGGAGCCUUUAUUAUUUAGCAUUAUUAAUUUUGCAUUUUCCCAUUGAUUCUUUUACCUGCAUUUUUUAAAUUUUCUAAUUUUUCGAAGGCUCUUUAUAGUUUUUUAACUAUAACCCUACCCAAUGAGCAUUACGACACUGUUGCUAGCUUUGCCACUGAUUAGUUAGCUGCACUGUUAUACUGGGUUUCAAUAUAAUUGCCAAAAUCAAGAAUCAUGAAUCAUGAGACGGGAACUCGUCUAAGACGAGAAACUCAUCCAGAUAUAAAUUCGGUUAAAUGACAGGUUUUCAGUCUCAACUUUUCCGUCUAACUUUCCCAUCUGAACGACGGAAAAGUUAUACAAGAACAUAGAUGGGAAACUCAUCUUAAAUUUAUAUCAGAUGAAUAAAUCAGUACGGGUUUCUGCUCGCAAGGUUAAAAAAAGACUGGGAUGGAGGGACUCCCAUUUUUGCAGGUUUAUCUGUCCGAUGGAUUUUGUUUCAUGUUCAUACCAGACGGAAAUCCGUCACACGAAUUUCCCGUCCUAGACGGAAAUCCGUCUUCUAAUAUGAAUUCAGCUAUUGUGAGAUCAACAAAGUCUGUUUUGAAUGAGAACAAAUAUUCUUUGUUGUUUUAUGGCUAAUGAAAAGAGGUCUUAAUUAAAUGUCCAGAUGCUGGAAGAAAAAUGGUUUCUAGUGGUUUUAGGCUGCCCCCAGGCUACUCAUUUCAGUUAUUUGUACUCAGAAUUUUUAAAGAGUGUACAAGACGUCUAUUGCAGUUGUUUGUGAAGCUAUUAAAAGUCUCUUGAAGUUCAUGCUAGUGCGUGAUUAGUUCUUUGUAGGAUUGCAGGAAACACCAUGUAAAUUUAUUACAGACUGCAAAGCUUUCAAUCCUUAAGCCCAGAUCUUCAUCAGUGCUAUUAAGAUCCGGGCUUAUGGAUCGAAAGCUUCGUAGUAAUAAAUUUUACAUGGUGUUUCCACAAACAAACGGGGCCGUACCUAGACGAGAUAAUUUGGGGGGGGUGCAUAUUCAUAUACCGUAAAGUCUCGAAAGUAAGCGCCCCCUCGAAAGUAAGAGCCCCGCGAAAGUAAGCGCCUUUUUCAACACUUGCUAGAGAAUCUGGAAAGUAAGCGCCUCCCCCCACCCACCCAUGAUACCGGUCAUAUCUAAGUAAAAACUCUUAAAUUAAAGAAACUCUCUAAACCAGAUGUAUACUAUGUCAUAUAUACUCUAUAACAUGGAUUUAAAAAAGGCCGAUGCUGAAAAUAACAACUUGAAAGUAGGCGCCCUUCGAAAGUAAGCGCCCCCUCAAAAGUAAGCGCCCCCUCAAAAGUAAGCGCCCCUUGAGGCCACUAAUUUCGAAAGUAAGCAGGGCGCUUACUUUCGAGGCUUUACGGUAUUCAGGUUCACAAACCGUAAAAACAAUCGUUUUCAAAAGAAAUCAGUAGGGCAGAACACGAAUAUAUGAAUAUGCAAACCCUUAUCGCAUCUAGUUACGGCCCUGCAAAUUCACAAAACGUAUAAAGGCCUACACACAGCGGACGCAAAUUGGCUACGCGACGCGAAUUUUCAAUUUUCAAUGACAUUUAACUUUAAUAUUUUUCUAUGUUUUUCAAAUAUUUGGAUCCACUUAAGAAAUUUUAGCUAUUUAGUCUGCAUAACUUGUAAAAUUUUUAUCCGUUGACGGUUUUAUUUGUUUUUAAAAACUGAAAAUUUGCGUCGCGUUGUCGAAUCACGUUCAGUCUGUAUGGGCCUUUAUAGUGCAUGAUUAACAAGAAUAUUUAAAACAUCCUUUAAGACCUUCCCACCAAGGAGUAUUUGAAUGUUUCUGUGGACCUCUUUAUUACAGCCAAGACAACAGCAGACAUUGCCAUCAGCAUUUGGCCAUUGUGUGCAAGUAACACCCACCCCAAGACGAAAAAGAUCAAGAACAUGUCAGGCAAAGCCAGGGAAAAUAUAUACCAAAGACAUUGUGUGUAUUCCACCUAAGAUCGCCAAUAAUUCAGAUACUUAUCCUAUUCCAAAAGGCGAAAGUAGAGCCAAAUUGGCCAAAAUGGGGCUUAUUGGGAAAAUCUACUUAGAAUCUACCUGGAGUGCAGAUGAAGUUGAAAAUGAAAUCAAGAGUGUCUUCCUAUCUGCAUUUAAUCUUCCUAAUAAUGUGCCUUUUGAGUACACUUACCUUAGGGUAAUUGUUUAUAUUUUAAUUUAAUUGAAGUUAGUAUUGCUCUGGCCUCUGAAACAUAUCUAAUAAUAAAGCACCAGUGGUAACAGGUCAGAACAAUGGGGGUACUGUUUAGAUAAAACUACAGUAACUGUACCAAGUUUUGGUACUUCAAGGAAGUUGUAUUUAACGGUUUUGUUUUUAUAUAUAUAUAUAUAUAUAUAUAUAUAUAUAUAUAUAUAUAUAUAUAUAUAUAUAUAUAUAUAUAUAUAUAUAUAUAUAUAUAUAUAACAAUUCAAGUUUUCUUGAUAUAGUAUAGAGUGCUCAAUACUUUAUUGUAGAGCUAAAUAUAUUUAAUUAUUUAUGAAAUAAAGUACAAAACAACCGUUGUUACUCAGAGUUUCAUGCCUGAGUUUACAGACAAUCUUCGGACAACUAAAGUUCUGUUCUUUAGUUGAACUUUAACAGAACUUUAGUUGUCCGAAGAUUGUCUGUAAACUCAGGCAUGAAACUCUGAAUAACAACGUUUGUUUUGUACUUCAUUUCAUAAAUAAUAAACACUGCCAGGGUAACUCAGCUGUUCGAGAUAGAAUGUAUGUGCUUUGAAUUUCUCGCCGCUUAUUCUUUUAUUUUCACGAAAUUUUGUAAUGCUUUUACUGUUUCAAAGGACUUACAGUGAAUCCUUUUUGUGUUUUGGCGCCAUUUCGGCGUCAUGCAGCAAUCAUGCAGCAAAUGACGUGGCAAGUGACUCGAUAUCAUAUAAACAGAGCGCUUAUUUGUCUCGCCUUGUUGGGUAACUCGCCUUGUUGGGUAACUGGCUUCCCUAAAUUAACUAAAUUCUAAAAGCUUCUAAAAGCUCCCUUCACUAAAUUCUAAAAGCUAUUAGUUGCAUUUUUGCAGCACAAUGCCAGGGACCAAGAAGCUUUGUGUGCCACGUAUAUCAUCGUCCUUCAAGUGGAAUGCACCAGAAGUUCUCUCCCUCUGCUCACAGGGUGCAAUUUAUAUAGCUUCAAAAGAAAAUCCCUUGGAAUAUAAUGGUCUAGAAGAUGACAAUGUAAAUUUCUCACAGUUUUUUAAUCUUUUACUUGCCAUGUUUUCUGCUUUUCAUAUAAGGGUAGGUUAGGCAAACGAGGUAAUUAAUUGGUUUUAGGUUUCAUUGCUAUGUUCUCCAGUCGUUAUGGUUAGGACAACGUAGGACCCACCUGAAACCAACUAAUUUGUAUUAGUAAUUAGUAUAAUCAAUAUAAAACGUUUUUACAGCUAUUGCAUUUUGCUUAGGCUAAAAUGGAUUUCUUGUUUAGGAAAGUUCAGGUUCUGAUAGUGAACUUUUAAGAAGUCCAUUUGCUAGUGAGGCUAGAUCUUCGGUGUCAGAGAAUUCAGUAACCAUUACCCCGCAAGAAUUAGUUAACAGUGGUGCAUCAACAUCACGGGAAAAUCAUAAUACAAGUAAUCACUACAGGUACAUUUUCAUUGACUAUAUUUAUUUUGUAAAUAGCCAGACUUUUACGGCGGGGGGGGGGGGAUUGUUUUGCACGACCAAAAGGGCGUGGCGAAAGUCGUGCCCGACGGACAUUUUAGUCGCUAAUUAAUAUUUCUUUUCCCAAAAUGUUGGCGGGGGGUGGGGGGUUUUCACUUUCCAUUUUUCACUAACUUACCGAAAUUUGUACAUUUUUCAGUACUAUUUUCGUGAUUUGUUUGCUGAAUUAUGAGGCGUGUCGUUACAAUUGCUAAAAUCGCCAACAAUGGGGGUGGGGGGGGGUGGGGGUCGCAUACACCCCUGGAAAAAAAAUAGCAUCUCUGAGUAUACCAGUUGUUCUCCAAAGAACUUACGGUGUUUAAUUUUAUCAAACGUAAACUAUAAGAGCUAUUAAACUUCACACUUUUGCGUCUAAAACGACUAACAUUUUUAUCAGCUGGGCUGUUGAUUAAAAUCACAAAUCGGUAUUUUGUGACGAUGCUAAGAGUUAGCAUAACAAUGAAUGUAUACAGAUUACUAGUAGAUAGUGCAUGGUCACAACUAUCGCUAUUUAUAUCACAAACUAUAAAUUUACUGUAGGUCUUAUAUUGAAAUUAUUGAUGAUGAGAUGAUAGUUUCAAGCGACGAAGAAAGUGCUGAUUUGCAAAUUGCUAUAAGCAACAGCCUUGUGUGAGUAUUAUAAUAACAAUACUACUAAUGAGCUUUAUUUUAUAAAGGUAACUCCAACUGUAUACAGUAUAAUCUGUCCAUGGAGGCCCUUCUAUUCAGAACAUCAUUACAAGCAUCACUUCCGGUGAAAUGGCGGAUUGUGAUUGGUUGAGAAGCAUUUUCAGCCGUCCAUUAUUUCCCUGUAAUGGACCGGCGGUCCAUUACGUAAAAACAAGCACAUGCAUUUUAAAACAAAACAGUAAAACUAAUUGAAAAUUAUAAUUUAAUUUGUUAUUAAUAAGAUAUUUGCGAAUGGUUUUUAGUGGAAAAGAAGGAAUACAUUGGUAUUUUUUGUUUUCUUCGAUCAAAUGUCUACCACGCUACUAAAUAAUAAUAUGCAUUUCAAAUGAUGGAUUCAUGUUUGUUUCAAGUAUAAAUGCAUAUGAAUGCCAUACAAUAAACUUUUUAUUAAUCUCGCUUGCUCGGUAUGUACAGAGAAAUAUCAGACCUCAGUCUUUUUGUACAAACCUCGCCCUACGAGCUCGGUCUGUACAAAAAAGACCUCGGUCCGAUAUUUCUCUGUACAGACCUCGCGUUCGGUUAAUAAGAAGUUAGCAGCUAAAUAUUUAAAAGUUCUUGUAAGAUGUUCUGCAGUUCUUUGUUUUUGUAGUAAAAAAUCAUUUUCUUUCGAGUGUAACUAUUGUAAUAACUAUGUUUGUUAAUAUUAACUCAUUAACCGAACGCGAGGUCUGUACACCGAGGUCUUUUUUGUACAGACCGAGCCCGUAGGGCGAGAUUUGUACAAAAAGACCGAGGUCCAAUAUUUCUCUAUACAUACCAAGCACAUACCAAGCAAGCGAGGUUAAUAAAAGUUUAUUAUAUGGCAUUUAUACUCGAAACAAACAAGAAAUGCAUGAUUUGAAUACAUUUUAGUAGCGUAGUACACAUUUGGUCUAAGAAAACAAAAAAUACCAGCGUAUUCCUUCUUCUCCACUAAAAACCAUUCGCAGAUAUCUUAUUAAUAACAAAUUUUCAAGUAGUUUUGUUAUUUUGUUUUGAAAUGCAUGCGUUUGUUUUUACGUAAUGGACCGCCUGCCCAUUACGGGAAAAUAAUGGACCGCUGAAGGUGUUUCUCAACCAAUCACAGUCCGCCAUUUCACCGAAAGUGAUGUUUGCCAAAUAAUAAGUCGGAUUAAUGUAUGUUAAGUGUUUAAGUGGAUAUCGCCUGUCGUGUAAAUUUUUUUUAGUAUAUCUAAAACACAAUGGUAAGAUAUUAUUUGAAUUGUAAGACCUUGUUGUAAAAAGUUUCUAGAAAUAUAGGUCUGACCAAUCGAUUUUAAACAUACAGUAUCAAAUAAUUAAGUUUCAUGAAGUGUGUGAAAAGAAACAAAUUGUGCCUGCUACAAACAUUUUAAAAUUGACAAACACUUUCCUUUUUUUAAUUCAAAGUUGAAAAUUGUUGAGAAAUCUUAGCAUACUAAUUACUAGCUACAAAUAUUAAAUAAUAGUCAGUUUAUUGUAUAUGCGAAAUGUAAAAUGAUUAAAAUCAUUCGUCACGUGUUAGCUCAUGUUGUUCUGAACCCUACGACUGGGUGGACUGUUGAAAUUUUAGACUGUAAAUUUGAAUAUCAACCAUAAGGUUCUAAGAUAUUUUCCUUUUGAAAAGGACAGCUAUUGUAAUCGUAUAUACUGUACGUUAGAUAAUAGUUACUAAUAAUGCAUAACAUACACUUCUGUAUCUUAGCAGAGAGGAUGAAGACACGAGUAUUUCCUUAAAAUCAAUUUUACGAGAGCAUAUAAAGCAAGAGAUGAAUGGGAUGCCUUCAAGUGCCGAUGCCCCUAAGAAUCUUAUAAAUGUUCAAAGAAAGUAUGCAUUCAAGGAUGGUCUUGAGAAAAUGAAACGAGCAAAAUUUAAUGCGUCACAUCCUUUGUCUGUGAAGUUUGCUGAUAGGUCAGGACAGAGUGAGGGUGCUGUCGAUAGAGGUGGUCCAACACGAGAGUUUCUUCGGAUUGCGAUUCGUCAAAUGUUCAAUUCAAAGAUGUUUGGAGGAACUGAUAGAAACAAGGUAUUCCUUCUUGACCAAGAAGGUGAGUGAAUGUCACAUUGUGCACACAAAUAAUUUAUUAAACCCCUUUGUUUACCUAAAAUACUUGCUGCAAUUCCCAAUGCGAUUUUCUUUACUGAUGUAUGCAAACAAGUAGACGAGUUUAAUAUGAAUGUUCUGAGUAUAUUACACCAUCAUAUUAGGGACUUCUGUAUACCGAUACAAUGAAAAUAUCGAUAUUUUCAGUAAUACCGAUAUACUGAAAUAUCCGGUACACCGAAAUUUUUCUCGAAGAUAUCAAGUUUUAAAUUAUUAUUAUCAUUAAAUCCAUUUCAUAAACGUUGUGGUACGUAAUUCACCUAUCAAAGGUGCCCGCUUUGCAAACAAACGUGAACGUUUGACAAGUUAAACGUACAUAGCGUGUUGCAUGAUGUAUAAUAUUAUUUAUACGGUGUACAAGGUACAUAUAAGUACACAGUAAAAAAAAAAUUGGAUGACGAAAAAAUUCGUGCAUAAAUAUCUAAAUUCAUAAAAACCGCAUUAUCAGACAUAACGUCAGAACUUGUAAUGUGCAGUUUUUGUGUUUUAACCGCAUUAAAACUAGAGAAUUAAGCGAGAAUUCAUCAUAUAUUUGCCUGAAUUCUGUCAAAACCAGGCAUGGAUUUACUAGUCCUGGCCAGAGGGGGGGGGUGUGCUAUUUUUUAUGAUAAAGCAAAAAAGACAAAAUGAGAUAUAGUAAUUUGAGUAAUAACAUGAUGAUAAGUGAACUGUGAACAACAAUUACAAUUCAAAUACAGUAGAUAAUGGGCGGGCGGCACACAUGACCGACACAACUUGACAGUCGGCACCAGCGCACCCCCCCCCCCUCCCUACCAGAUCAUGCUGGAUCCAUCCCUGGUCAAAACUAUGUGGAAUGAUGGUUGCCCGCUUUACGUCACAAUUUACAGCUCUUUGAUUGGCUUAGAAGUUUUAGAAUUUCAGCCAAGACAAUCAGAGAGCUUUAAAUUGUGAUGCAAAGCAAGCAACCAUCAUCCUGCAAAUAUUUUUUUGACAACCUUGUAUAUCUAAUUUGGGAUUUCGUUAUGGUUCUAUAUAACCCCCCCCCCUAGCAAUACCCCGUAUAAUUUUUCCGGUAUCGAAUCGGUCAAUACGGGAAGAACUAUACGGGUAUUGCUGGGAGGGGGGGGGGGUAUCUACAGAACCAUAAGAAAAUCCUGAAUUAGAUAUACAAGGUUGUCAAAAAAUAUAUGCAGGAUGAUGGUUGCUUGCUUUGCGUCACAAUUUAAAGCUCUCUGAUUCUAAAAUUUUUAAACAGGCAAAGUCGCUGCAGAAAUUACUAGGCCUAGGUUAACCCGCCUUUAGAUAGGGUUAACUUAGUAUGUUUUCAUUAAAAAGGUAUUUCUGGAUGUUUUUUUUCUUCUCUUUCAUUUCUUAGGCAAACAGGAGGAGAUUUAUAAACUCUGUGGCAAGUUACUUGCUGUCUCCAUUUGCAAUGGUGAGAAGGCAGCCAAUCCUGAUAUUAACGAUGUGUGUGAUGUUGCGCUGAGAAUAUUUCUUGAUAAGGUAAGAUUUAUUGUGCAUAUUAACUAGCAUAUAGUAUUUAAUAGUACUCCAGAUUAGAUGUAAAUAUUUUAUUGUAGCACUUCUGUUGCUUACAGGUCGAUGUUUGUCAGAACGAAGAUGACUUUAAGCAGUUACCCGAUCUUCUGGAUCAUCUUGCACAAGCUGGCUGGUCGACAACCAUAUCACUCAGCAAAAAGAAUAAAAUUAUCAGCACACUUUGUCAGUACAGUGUUAUUGACAAAGUUCGUUCAUGCCUUGAGCAAUUUAAAGGGCUGCAGACGUUGCAUAUUUUAGAUCUUAUCAUUAAACAUCCGAGAGUUUUUGAAGACGUGUUCUGCUAUAAUAAAGCAGACGCUUUGACCAGUAAGGUGUUAGACGAUAUUUUCUAUCCAUUGCUGUCAGAAGAGGGAACAAUUAAACGGGAAAAGGAAGAGCAAAUUAUCAUGCAUUGGAGGGAUUAUUUGGCAGACUGUGAAGGUACGUGAAUGUAUAUGUCGUUUCCAAAACUAGGCUGUAUCCAAGUAGUUGACUUCAUUUAUGACGUUUAUAACCGUGGUAUGAAAGUAGCGUUUGGGCUAGUAUUCCAAAGGUCGUAGGUUCGAUUCCCACCGUGGCCAGGCAUAUAUUUCAAGCCUGCCCGGUGUGGAUAUACACUCAGAGUAACAUCACAAGCAUUCUACUGUAUGUGUUUUAAACAUGAGGUACGGAUGAAUUUUAGAGGUUUUGGGUUUCGCGUUGGUUUUCUUGCAGUCAAUUAUACUUAACAAUAAGUUGAUCACCAUUCAUCUAUGACAACCAUCUACAACAUGAAGUUGUAACGAGUUUGAAGCAAGAAAGAGCAAGAGAAAAUGUGCAUGCAAUAUAAGUUUAUUAAAAAGUGGUUUUUAACGUAAAUAAGGAAUAGUACAAUCUGGAAAAUACAGGAAAAGCACUCCCUUACUUCGAAUGUACGAAGCUGUCUUUAAAUUAUAUGCUGUCUUUAAAUGAUUUAAUCAAUGACGGUUAAUUGAUUGUUGACAAUGAUUCCUCGAUUAGGAAAUAAAACAAAUAAAACAAGUAAAAAUAAUGUCAACGUUUGAAAUACUAAAUUGUAAAACUUUUUUAUUUUAAGUUGGUGGAGGAACUGAACAAGAAGCAACACUUGAACAUAUACUGAUUUUCACAACUGGCAGUGAUGAAAUCCCACCAGUUGGAUUUGAUCCAAUCAUAACAAUCGAGUUUUGGGAUGAUACAAAACCUAUGGCCAAUACCUGCUCUAAUGUGAUCCAUUUACCUCUUCAUCCCAAGUCACAGAACGUGAAUUACGAGUACUUUAAAGAAAUGAUGAAUUUUGGAAUCUUAAACUCCCCAUGCUUUGGAAAUGCAUAA